This is a messenger RNA of Lytechinus variegatus (green sea urchin), 771 nucleotides long. RefSeq lists its product as uncharacterized. The transcript has 3 exons. Lineage: Eukaryota; Metazoa; Echinodermata; Echinoidea; Temnopleuroida; Toxopneustidae. The coding region runs from base 1 to 771 and encodes 256 amino acids. Gene Ontology annotation, cellular component: nucleus; transcription regulator complex. The record is from RefSeq and is a predicted model, not a curated record. Gene Ontology annotation, biological process: regulation of transcription by RNA polymerase II.
AUGAUUGAAGACACAAGUUCAAAGUGGCAGAACCAACCCACAGCGAUGGUUAUCAUGGAUGACUACAAGUACACGGUAAUAGAAAAAGUUAGACAGAUGCCUCUGCUGUGGGAUCCAGAACAUUUUGAUUAUAAAAACAAGGAUCUACGACAACUAGCAUGGGACAAGCUUGAAAGUGAUAUGAAGCCGCCAAAUAAAGGGGUGACAGUGAAACAAACUUGGGAAGGCUUGAACCGUGCUUUCAACAGUGCCAUGAGUCGGCGAAAAAAGAAGACGUCUUGUAGCGGCCAAGGCAACGAUAAGCCUUGGAAAUUCGAAACAUCAAUGGGUUUUUUGAAAGCUGUCAAAGAGAAAAGGAACACUUCAUCCAACCUGGAGGAGAUGGACGAUUCUGAAAGUGAUGAGAAUUGGAGUCGAGUGGUAUUGGAACAGGCCAUAGAUAAGUCGGGCAUUUAUGACAUCCAUGAUGAUGACGAGGACAACGUGGCCCCAUCAAUGUCAUCCAAACCCAAUUCAAAGAGGAAGGCAACCGAUGAUGCGCAUGACGACCCACAAGCUGGAUUAUACAGAGUUAUGACUCAAUGUAUGGAAGAAAAACAAACAUCCCCUCGACUCAAGUUCUUUGAGUCAAUUAUGCCACAGGUUGAUGAAAUGACAGAUGAUUGUUUUUUAGACUUCCAGAUAGAAGUUCUAAACUCUCUCAAACGUUUCCGACAUGAUCCUGGCCCAGAUCGCUCGAAUUACAGUCACCACAUGACCCCAGCAACAUGA